Messenger RNA from Vitis riparia (riverbank grape), 747 nucleotides. RefSeq names its product binding partner of ACD11 1-like. Bases 1 to 513 code for a protein of 170 amino acids. The transcript is spliced from 2 exons. The record is from RefSeq and is a predicted model, not a curated record. NCBI's taxonomy places the organism in Eukaryota, Viridiplantae, Streptophyta, Magnoliopsida, Vitales, Vitaceae.
AUGAGUUGUUCAAACUACAAGCCAGGCCACCACCCCAGAGAAGCAGUAACUGUGGCACAGGAAGUGGUCACAACCAUGAUCGCCAAGGGGUAUGUUUUGGGCAAAGAUGCACUAAUCAAGGCCAAAGCUUUUGAUGAGGCCCAUGGAGUCUCUGCUGCUGCAGCAGCCAAGAUUGCUGAGCUUAGCAAGAGAAUUGGACUAACUGAUAAGAUAUAUGCUGGCGUGGAAACUGUUCGAUCUGUGGAUGAAAAGUACCAUGUUUCAGAGUUUAGUAAAGCAGCUGCAAAUAAGAUUUAUGGAGGUGUAGAAGCCGCUCAGGCUGUGGAAGAUAGGUACCAGCUUUUGGAGUUCACCAAAUCAGCUGCAGUGGUUACUGGGAAAACAACUGUUGCAGCUGCAAAUGCCUUUGUUAACAGCAGCUACUUUGCCAAGGGAGCUCUUUGGGUUUCAGGCGUUCUCACUCGUGCAGCAAACGCAGCAGCUGAUUUGGGCAAUAAGGGUAACAAAAUGUAAAAUUUUGGAUUGACACUACUUUUUAGUUUGUUCCUCUUUGUUCUUACCGACAAAUAAAUAAACUCUCACUGUAUAGCAACUUAGUUUGGGGGAGUUGUUUGGUAGUAACUCAGAAGUUGCACUGUACUCAGUGCACUUCCUUACAACUUAGCAUCUUUAGAUCAAUGCCACUGUAUCUUAUCCAACCUUAGAAGCUUAUCUGAAAAACUCAUAGUGUUGGUUUUUUUUCUACAA